Messenger RNA from Crotalus tigris (Tiger rattlesnake), 2818 nucleotides. It is a transcript of the gene SLC6A14, whose product is annotated as solute carrier family 6 member 14. Gene Ontology annotation, biological process: sodium ion transmembrane transport. Gene Ontology annotation, cellular component: membrane. The record is from RefSeq and is a predicted model, not a curated record. The transcript is spliced from 14 exons. Gene Ontology annotation, molecular function: L-proline transmembrane transporter activity. Bases 94 to 2007 code for a protein of 637 amino acids. Lineage: Eukaryota; Metazoa; Chordata; Lepidosauria; Squamata; Viperidae.
GGAGGAGGGGGGAAGAGGCUGGAUGGGACGGGACGGGCUCGCCGGGCGCUAUAAAGGCUCCCACCGAGCGGCUGCGGCCAAGAAAGGAGCGCGAUGGGUUGGCUCCGGCUGCCCAGCUGUCUGCGCUGCGGCCAGAAGGAAUUCACGUUGUCCACUGAGAAGAUCGCGGACUCGCAGGAUGAGAACACGGAACGGGGCAACUGGUCCAGCAAAACGGACUACCUGCUGUCCAUGGUCGGCUACGCGGUGGGCCUGGGCAAUGUGUGGCGGUUCCCGUACCUGACCUUUCAGAACGGAGGAGGAGCCUUCCUGAUCCCCUACACCAUCAUGCUGGCCCUGGCCGGCCUUCCUCUCUUCUUCAUGGAGUGCUCCCUGGGACAGUUUGCCAGCUUGGGACCCGUGUCAGUUUGGAGAAUUCUCCCUCUACUUCAAGGCGUGGGAAUCACCAUGGUGAUUAUCUCCACCUUUGUGACCAUCUAUUACAACGUCAUCAUUGCCUACAGCCUCUACUACUUGUUUGCCUCCUUCCAAAGGGUCCUGCCGUGGGCCGAAUGCAACCCGGAGUGGGCAGACCAGAAAUGCAGCAAGACAAUCCUGUUACUGUGCAACGUCACGAUGGGGAACACAAGCAUCCAGAUGAAUUACACAGAAGUGCAGAGGCAGAACCUUACCUGCAUCAACAACACUCUGGUGCAUGCAGAUACACAGGUUCCCAGCGAGCAGUAUUGGAACAACAAAGUCCUCCAGCGGUCGGAGAGCUUAAGCGACACUGGGGUGAUCGUGUGGUACCUGGCCCUUUGCCUCCUCCUUUCCUGGCUGAUCGUGGCUGUUAGCUUGUUCAAAGGGAUCAAGUCCUCUGGGAAGGUUGUCUACUUCACAGCCAUCUUCCCUUACGUUGUCCUGAUUAUACUCCUGGUGCGAGGUGCCACCUUGGAAGGUGCCCGCGAGGGGAUUGAAUACUACAUCGGGACCCAGUCUAAUAUUACCAAACUUGGCGAGGCAGAGGUGUGGAAAGAUGCAGCCACGCAGAUCUUCUUCUCGCUCUCUGUCGCCUGGGGUGGGUUGGUCGCCCUCUCCUCCUACAACAAAUUCCACAACAAUUGCUACGCAGAUGCCAUUUUCGUCUGUGUGACCAAUUGCUGCACCAGCGUCUUUGCCGGCUUCGCGAUCUUCUCCAUCUUGGGGCACAUGGCCUUCAGGGCCAACAAGCACGUCUCCAAUGUUGUCAGUUCAGGAUUUGACCUAGCCUUCGUGGCCUACCCCGAAGCCCUGUCCCAGCUCCCGGUGGCCCCUCUCUGGUCCUUCUUGUUCUUCUUCAUGCUUCUCCUUCUGGGUCUCGAUUCCCAGUUUGCCACCAUAGAAACCAUCACCACCACCAUCCAAGACAUCUACCCCGCAGUGAUGAAGAAAAUGAGAGUGGUGGUGACGAUGGGGUUGUGUCUGCUGCUCUUUCUGCUUGGGCUCGUCUGUGUGACCCAGGCAGGAAUCUACUGGGUCAACCUGGUGGACCAUUUCUGUGCGGGCUGGGGGAUCCUCUUUGCAGCUAUCCUGGAACUGCUGGGAAUUUGCUGGAUUUAUGGGGGGAACCGGUUCAUUGAAGACAUCGAGAUGAUGAUUGGGAAGAAAAGCUUCCUCUUCUGGCUGUGGUGGAGAGCCUGCUGGUUUUUCAUCACCCCUUGCCUCUUGCUGAGCAUCCUGAUUUGGUCCCUGAUCACUUUUUCGCCCCCCAAGUAUGGCCAGAAGGAGUACCCAGAGUGGGGAUCUGCCGUCGGCUGGUGCAUGAUCGUUUUCUGCCUCAUCUGGAUCCCGAUAGUGGCCAUUUACAAGAUCUCCAGAUCCAAAGGCAACCUGUGGCAGCGCAUCGUCUCCUGCUGCAAGCCCAAACCUACCUGGGGGCCGUCCCUGGAGUGUCACCGGGGAGAGCGGUACAAAGACAUGGCGGAUCCAGUCAAGAAAGAGGACGUCGAGAUCCCCACCGUGGACAGCUACAUCCACAAGCUGGAGUAAAGGGGGGCUGCUGCAGGCUGAGGGUCCCCACUGAACCCCCAGCAAAAUCCAUGCAGCCGAAGGGACUCCGUGCAAUGGACACCAAAGACCUGGACCAUCUGCCAGGGAGCCACACCUGAGAGGCUCUGUGGAUAAGGCAGGCCAGGCCGUGGUGGGGGGCAGCCUUCUAGCUGAGGACCACCCUCUAGAGGUGGGGGUUGGGCCCCCCACCCCACCAGGCCCCAUCACCCCCAAAACACAAAACCUCAAACUCUCCUCUGGCAAGGCAGAGUGCCCUCCCUCGCAGGGGUGUGGUGAUGAAGAACACACUUCAGCGAUCCUGUAAGCGUCUUCGGAGCCAUCAAAGUGUCUGGGACUGGGAUCCUUUGCACACUUCGUUGGAUGUGAAGCCUAUCCUAAUUCAGGGAGACUUUCUGUGUGUCAAUGGGGCAAGCACUGCCACACAACACUCUGGAUGUGUAUGCACACGUAUCUCUGUGUGUGAGAGACAGAUGCUGCACCUGGCAUUUUAUUUGCAUAAUUUAUUCCUGGGAUUUUAUUUGGGAUGUAAUUUAUUAUUUUUUUGCUACCUUGGAGGGAAAUUUCUGAAAAUCUCCCUCCCCACACAGAGCUGGCCACCCUAAGGAGCCAUCCGGAAUUAGAGCAGACAUUUCUCAUUCGUUUUCAAGUGUAUUUCCACAGCCACAAGGACUAGAAACUUGAUUUAGAAGCGGAACUCGCAUCUGGCAUGCCACACUGGGCCGGUAGCCCUGCUUGUACUGGGUGCAGAGAGCUGGCUGGCCAGCUAAUAAACAAAUCUGUUCAGAUUUUG